AUGCCCAGACGUUGGCUGACUAAUGCUGAUGCGCACGGCCCGAGGCAUGGAAUGAUGGAGAAGAGCGCCACCACUUCGCCAAAUACUGCAUCAUUGGUUAACAACCAGAUUCCCACUGUUAGAAACCCCCCACAUAUUGAAAAGCCCCAAAGGGCCAUCCUUAGGUCUCCGCGAGGCAUCUGCUCCUCAGCCCACCCCCCAUCACCCUCAGAGCUCUCGAUCAACGAGUGUUGUGCGCCUCGUGCACCGCUAAGAAGCCACACCGACAAAAAUAUGGGUAUCUCAAAAUCUAACAGAAUCAUUAUCCUGCUGGUGAUUGACUCGGCAUUUUUUCUGCUCGAGCUUGUUGUUGGCUAUGCUGUUCAUUCACUCGCUCUCGUUGCGGACUCAUUCCACAUGCUCAAUGAUGUCUUAUCAUUAUGUGUUGGUCUGUGGGCUGUCAAAGUUGCGAACAACAAGAGCAGCUCAGCAAUGUAUACGUACGGGUGGCAACGAGCAGAAACACUAGGUGCACUAGUGAAUGGUGUAUUCCUUGUUGCCCUCUGUAUGUCCAUCUUCCUGGAAGCUAUUCAACGCUUCGUCCAACCUCAAGUCGUGUCGAACCCAAAACUAGUGAUGAUUGUGGGUAUUUUGGGAUUGGCAUCAAAUAUUCUGGGACUUUUGCUAUUUCACGAACAUGGGCACGGACAUAGCCAUGGCGGCAAAGAGCAUGAUCACAACAGUCAUGAUUCUCUCAGGAAUGCCGAAGAAGGCUUCGGUCACUCUCAUAGAGAUCAGAGCCAAUCUCGAGUCGGAGACGAGGCGGGCAAUAUUGCAGAUGUCCUACCCGAGGCUGUGGUCGGCGUAUGGAAGCCCCGAUCGCAUUCCAAUGCUCACAAAUUCAGCUCCUCUGACGAGGACAAUACUACCGCUGCUCCUACUAGGGCGGCCACUUUCAAUCCUACCGAAAUCAGGGGUCACCGUCGCCGCACAUCAGGAUCGUUUGGUAGAGGUUUUGGCUCGGUUGGUCAUAUACUAAGUCAUCCUGCCUCUUUUCGACAAGAGAUCAUUGCUGCUAGUCGACUGGAAGAACGUCCGGAUUCAGAACCGGAGGAAGAGGCCAUUACAGAUGACUCUGGCCCAUCAUCUCCUAAUGAACGCUCGACGCUUCUAAAAUACGCCAAUGGUUCUUCGAGGAAGCAGUCUUGUUCUCGCGUGGCCGGUUCAGGUGGGCACAAGAGCAACAAGAACAAAGACCACCGUCAUGACUCCUGGCAUGCUGAUCAUCAUCAUGCUCAACCACCUGCUGAAGGAGGUGGUCAUGGCCAUUCACAUGGGGACCUCAAUAUGAGAGGUGUUUUCCUUCAUGUUAUGGGUGACGCACUUGGCAACAUCGGUGUCAUUGCAAGCGCGCUCUUCAUUUGGCUCACAAGCUACAGCUGGCGGUAUUAUGUCGAUCCUGCCAUCUCCCUCCUCAUCACGAUCAUCAUUUUGGCCAGUGCCAUACCUCUGUGCAAAGCCGCCAGCAGAAUCCUACUUCAAGCCGUACCUAUCCAUUUAAGUGUGGACGAAAUCAAAGCAGACAUUGAAGAGCUUCCGGGCAUUGUGAGCUGUCAUCACCUCCACGUUUGGCAGCUCAGCGACACAAAAAUCGUUGCCAGCCUUCAUAUCCAGGUUGAUUGUGAGGUUGAAGGUACUGGAUCAGCAAGUUACAUGCAUCUCGCUAGACAGGUACGAAGAUGUUUGCAUGGAUUCGGUAUUCACAGCUCGACCAUACAGCCAGAAUUCUGCUUGCAAAAUGGUGAGGCAGAGCGCACUCCUACUUCGGGGUCGACGGCCCGAGGGGAUGGAUCAGGCUUCAGCCCAAAAGCAGGUCCUGGCGGCAAGACCAGCAAGGCUGGCAGUGUUACAUCCGACCCGAGUGCGUGUCUGCUGGAUUGUGGAGAGGAGUGCCCUGGCAAAGACCAGUGCUGCCCUUUACCCAUUGCCAAAAAGUGA
This is a messenger RNA of Endocarpon pusillum Z07020, 1977 nucleotides long. RefSeq lists its product as uncharacterized. The coding region runs from base 1 to 1977 and encodes 658 amino acids. Gene Ontology annotation, cellular component: membrane. The record is from RefSeq and is a predicted model, not a curated record. The transcript has 4 exons. Gene Ontology annotation, molecular function: zinc ion transmembrane transporter activity. Gene Ontology annotation, biological process: intracellular zinc ion homeostasis; zinc ion transmembrane transport. NCBI's taxonomy places the organism in Eukaryota, Fungi, Ascomycota, Eurotiomycetes, Verrucariales, Verrucariaceae.